GUUUCACUGCCAUAUACGAUUUGAUAGGUUAUGUCAAAUGUGAUCAUUAAAGUUACGAAAUGUAUUUGAAAAAUAUUGUAAAUCAGUCGAAAAUGAUGAAAAUAAAUGAACCCCAGUCCAGAUUUUUCACCACGCGUGCGUUGGAAAACUGGAAAACCACCAGUGAAAAGUUUAACGAAAAAAUUAAAGGGACGAUUCUAGAAAAAUGGGUGAAAUAUUGGAAAGUUGUGGCCAAAGACUACCAAGACGUCGCACUUAAUGUGAAACAGGAAAUUAAGCAAAAACCUUUAAAAUCAACUGUGUUUUUCACCGGGUCUGCUUUUUUAGGGCUAUGCCUGCAUCUAAAUCCUGAUCUAAAAAGUUUUAGGUCGAAGUACAUCGAAUCAGCCAACAAUUUAAGUUUAGUGCCACUGACGCUGGCAAAUCCAAGAUCCGUAGAACAUUUAAAGCACAUCGAAAGAUGUUUCAAUCGUAAAUUCAUUCGCUAUCAAAACCUGGGAUUAUUUUCAAUUAUGUGGGUAGACAAACGUAGUAAGGAGUGCGAUUCAUAUGAAAGCAACUGUUCAUAUUUAAAGGUUCCAUUUUGGAAUGUUAGCAGCCGAAUUUUAGACGUAGGCUUUUUGAAUGUAUGGUGGAUUAUUUCAAGGCAGAUGCUAGAUUAUGAUAUUAAUUAUUAAGUGUGCUCUUCUGUUAUUCACCUUAAAUUCUUCAUCCAUCAAACGAUCACUGUUAAACUUUCUCACCAGCAGUUUUGGUACAGGACUCAUGUCUCUGGCUCCUGAAUCCCAUUCCCAGCUAUCUAAUUUACCUGAAACAACACUCUAUUAGGCCUGAACUUGGUUAUUGGUUAAAUAAAUCAAUUUUUCACUGAAA
Dendroctonus ponderosae (mountain pine beetle) is the source of this 873-nucleotide messenger RNA. RefSeq names its product mitochondrial import inner membrane translocase subunit Tim29. NCBI's taxonomy places the organism in Eukaryota, Metazoa, Arthropoda, Insecta, Coleoptera, Curculionidae. The record is from RefSeq and is a predicted model, not a curated record. Gene Ontology annotation, biological process: protein insertion into mitochondrial inner membrane. Bases 60 to 677 code for a protein of 205 amino acids. Gene Ontology annotation, cellular component: TIM22 mitochondrial import inner membrane insertion complex. The transcript has 2 exons.